Messenger RNA from Ornithorhynchus anatinus (platypus), 9286 nucleotides. It is a transcript of the gene NFIC, whose product is annotated as nuclear factor I C. NCBI's taxonomy places the organism in Eukaryota, Metazoa, Chordata, Mammalia, Monotremata, Ornithorhynchidae. Gene Ontology annotation, cellular component: nucleus. Gene Ontology annotation, biological process: regulation of transcription by RNA polymerase II. Bases 153 to 1685 code for a protein of 510 amino acids. Gene Ontology annotation, molecular function: RNA polymerase II cis-regulatory region sequence-specific DNA binding; DNA-binding transcription factor activity, RNA polymerase II-specific. The transcript has 12 exons. The record is from RefSeq and is a predicted model, not a curated record.
GGAGAGAGAGGGGGGGAAGAGAGAAAUAGAGACAGAGAGACGGAGAGAGAAGAGAACGCUCCUACUGCAACCUCCGAAAAAAAUGACUCAGUAACUUUUGCGUCUUGGUGUUUCCUCCUCUGCGAUCGCUGGAGCACGCAGCCCAACCCGGGAUGUAUUCCUCCCCGCUCUGCUUGACCCAGGAUGAGUUCCACCCUUUCAUCGAGGCCUUGCUGCCUCACGUCCGCGCCUUCGCCUACACCUGGUUCAACCUGCAGGCCCGAAAGCGCAAGUACUUCAAGAAGCAUGAGAAGCGGAUGACCAAGGAUGAAGAGCGCGCCGUGAAGGAUGAGCUUCUGGGGGAGAAGCCCGAGGUCAAGCAGAAGUGGGCGUCCCGGCUGCUGGCCAAGCUGCGCAAGGACAUCCGGCCUGAGUUCCGCGAGGACUUUGUGCUGACCAUCACUGGCAAGAAGGCCCCCUGCUGUGUCCUCUCCAACCCCGACCAGAAGGGCAAGAUGCGUCGGAUUGACUGCCUGCGCCAGGCUGACAAGGUGUGGCGGCUUGAUCUGGUCAUGGUCAUCCUGUUCAAAGGCAUCCCUCUGGAGAGCACGGAUGGCGAGCGUUUGGUCAAGGCUGCCCAGUGCACCAACCCCAUUCUCUGCGUCCAGCCCCACCACAUCAGUGUCUCAGUCAAAGAGCUGGACCUGUACCUGGCCUACUUCAUCCGGGAACGAGACUCAGAGCAGAGCAGCAGUCCCAGGACAGGGAUCGGGUCAGAUCAAGAGGACAGCAAGCCCAUCACAUUGGACACAACAGAUUUCCAGGAAAGCUUUGUUACAUCAGGGGUCUUCAGCGUCACGGAACUCAUCCAAGUUUCCCGAACACCGGUGGUGACGGGCACAGGCCCCAACUUCUCCCUGGGCGAGUUGCAAGGCCAUCUGGCCUAUGACCUGAACCCUGCCAGCACUGGCAUGAGAAGAACGCUGCCCAGCACAUCCUCCAGUGGGAGCAAACGACACAAAUCUGGCUCCAUGGAGGAAGAUGUGGACACAAGCCCUGGAGGAGAUUAUUACACCUCUCCCAACUCACCCACAAGUAGCAGCCGCAACUGGACAGAAGACAUGGAGGGAGGGAUCUCACCCACAGUGAAGAAGACGGAGAUAGAUAAGUCACCCUUCAACAGCCCAUCGCCUCAGGAUUCCUCACCGCGGCUCUCGAGUUUCACCCAACAUCACCGCCCUGUCAUCGCUGUGCACAGCGGCAUCGCCCGGAGCCCACACCCUUCCUCCACACUGCACUUCCCUACCACCUCCAUCCUGCCCCAGACGGCCUCUACCUAUUUCCCCCACACCGCCAUCCGCUACCCACCUCAUCUCAACCCCCAGGACCCUCUUAAAGACCUCGUCUCAUUGGCCUGUGACCCGUCCAAUCAGCAGCCAGGACCGUUAAAUGGAAGUGGCCAAGUCAAAGUGCCCAGCCACUACAUUUCCACCCAGAUGCUUGCACCACCACCGCCCCCGGGCAUGCCCCGGCUGGCCAUCUCCCCCGACACCAAAUCUGCCACCACGACUUCUGAGGGAGGAACCUCGUCGCCGACUUCACCCACCUACUCUGCACCGGGCACACCCCCUGCAAACCGUUCCUUUGUGGGAUUAGGACCAAGGGAUCCAGGGAGUAUUUAUCAGGCACAGCAGAUAUCUGGGUAGUUAAAAGUCCCCCAUCACCACCAGAUCCUGACCCCAAGCCACUUUGUCCUGGUAUCUGGGAUAACCGAAGCCUCCUCCGCAUCUCCCUUCUCCCGGGUCUCGGAGAUCCUGAAGGGAGGGAAAGGCAGCGCCCGGUCAAGGUUUUCGGCGGAGAGAAAAAGCGAGUGAGGAAGCAGCCCAGCUGCUGCCGCUACCACCACCCUACACAAAAGAAAAAAAAAGAAAAAAAAGAAAGAAAAAAAAGAGGAAGAGAGAAGUUCAGACUUUCUCCAAAACCAACCAACCGACAAGCACGCAAGGCUAAUCAUCCAGUGGCCAGAGACACUUUGCCCCAUUGACCGAUGCUGCCCUGGCCCAAGAACAGGCCCAGAUCUUCCAGCAAGUGCUUAAUCGCACCAGUCCCCGCAGGGGCCCAGGGCUCUCUGCAAGCAGAAUAUGCAAAACAGCGGUGUUCUAACUUAUCCGUUCCCUUGCCACCUGUGAUGAGAGGACCUAUCUUGCCUCCCCAUCAUCUUCAUCUCCUUGGGCCCGGUCAGCCACGUCGUUGGCAUCAGGUGGGUCAAGGGAGCCUCCUGUUCACACCAAAGGCCUUUCCUGUGCCUAAGGAUGGCGGGUUCUGACAAGAUAGGCGGGUAAAUCUGGGCCGUGGUUUUUUUUCUUCUCCCAGAUGGCCCCAGCCUCUGGAAGGGAAGAGCUGGGUGCAGCUGGUGCGUUAGGCUCCCCCGCCCCACCUGCUGUCUCUUGUCCCCCAUCCCCCGUCCUUCCCCCUUGGGCAGGUGGGACCACCCGGGCUCGGCCAGCGGCUGGAUGGCGGCGUUCCGAUGGGGCUGGUGCCCUCGGCGCCCUCGGUGCCCCGCCCAACUGGGUUCAGAAACGCCUACCAAGGUGGCCCAUCUCCAGUGGGACUGGGGGCAGCAGUGGGGGAUGCGGGGGGCGUUGCUCAGAAUGGCCCAGGUGGGGGCAGCUCGCAAAAUCCGGGGGUGGAAGGCGGAAGGAGGUAAGGCUCUGCAAGCCGGCGAGCAUCAGCAGUGGGCGGGGUGAGACGACUGUCAGGAUCGGCUGGGCACCGGGCUGGGGAGUAUGCUCUCAGUGGGACGUUCGGGUGAUGUGAAAGGGACAGGUGUUUCUGGCAUGAGGUUCUUUGACGAUGGGAUCCGGGAACUGACCCUGGCUGGACAAGAGGCAAGCAUGCUGGCACCGAACCAAGGACAAAUCUAAAUUCUCCUCGUGAAACAAGAGACCGAUCAUGGCUCCUCCAUUUUUAGCCGCUUCUAAUUUGGCCAAAGACCCCGAUCCAUGCCCACCCCUUCAUUUCUGCCCCCCACCCCCACCCCCUCCCCACCCCCAGCCUUUCAGAAUUGGUCUUUCGCCCCUGCCGGCGAACGCCGUUUGAGAGAAACAGUCUUUAUGCCGUUGCCUUAGACACAGCAAGUCCAGGUUCCCAGAGUCUCCUGCUCCAUGCCAGAGGUUCACGGUCUUUCCGAGUAGGGGCCUCUGGGCAGGUUGACUCUGGAAGGGCAGGUGGGGCUGCUGAGAGGGCAAAGAGUUGGGAAGAGAGACUCCCCCAGAAAUCCCACACCUCACCUGACCAAGGGUCAGGCUAGAGGGGAAGGACUGCAUUGCACAUACCGUAGGAAAUGCACUUUCUAGGAAGGGGAUGAAACAAGGGGGGGAAUGUUGAAUAUCCAAUCCCACUCGAACUGCCCCACCCCGAUUUUCCAUCCAUCCCUGGUUCCUGUAGGAUGGUGUCAGGAGACUCUCUGGGGCUUUGACCGCCCCCACCCCUUUGCCUCACCCCCACCACCCCAUCCACCUCCCCGGGGAAGGUGAUGCCCCGAUUUUCUCUUUACAAAAUAUCUUUGAGUCUGUUCUCUCCAACACGCCUCCCUACCACCACCCCUUCCAGAUUUAGUCCUCUCUGCUCCCCUGGCUCUCUCCUCCCACCUUGGCUGGGAAGCAGAACAGGAGGGGUUAAAGUGCCUGAAUUCUGGACCCCUACCCUCUCGGCUGGACGUGAGGGGAGGGAGCAGGGAAACCGGAGGGAGAAACCAGGCAUGCCUCAGCCUCCUUUGCCCUCGGUACUCAGCUGGGACCCCUUCACCGGAGAGCAGACCCAGAGCCAGGGGUGUCAUGAGACCUGAGCGGUUGUAGUCAUCUGAGUGCCCUGGUGUCCCAUGCAAUCCAUGGUGGCUCCCGGGGCCGAUUGCCCUCCUGCUCAGAACCCCAUCCAGGGAGGGACAGUUCAGCCACUGUCAUCUCUUUCCCUCAUUCGUAGCUCACCGCCUUGAUCUUGACCAUCUCCUCCAAGGGGUCCUAACAGGGGCCCCCAGAAGCUCCUCCAUCUGCCAGAGGGUGGCCACUGGCUCCCGGCCAGCUUGAACAGCUCUUUGGCACUGGAGUCAUAGGCCGCUUGCUACUUAACCACCUGCCCUGUCCCUCUCGGUUGUCCCGAUGCUUCCAAAUUUCUUCCCUCCCAAGGCCCUUUAGGAUCAGGCUCAUUCCUGGAGGGGCUCCUCCAGAAGCAAGGUGCAUGGGAUUGCCUCUGGCCUCGGGGAUCUUCUCAAGAAGAGCGAGGAAACAGGAAGAAACCAAAAUGUGCGACUGGGUGUCCCCCUGGAAAAUUCUUUCCUCUUCACCUCCAGCCUCGUGCCCAGAUAGACUAGGUGGGGCUCGGUGGAGACGGGCCAGGAUUUGGACCGCUCCAGAGGUAUGGGGCCCUCUUUCCAUCCAGGCACCCCCUCUCUGCUAGUGCCUUACACCAGGGAAGCAGGGCUCUGCCCCAGCCAUCGUUCUGCAGGGGUCAAAGCCGGGCAGCUGAAGGGAACCCAUUUGCACUUUGUUUUUCCAUUUGGUGUCUCCCCCCCCACCCCCGCCACGCUGUCUCCCCUGGGAGAGAGGAAUCACCACCACCACCCCCAUCCUGAGGAAGAGAGUUAUGGAACCAGCACCAGCGGGAGGUGCUGCGGGCAAGUUCUGGAGAAGGCUGAGAUCGAGAAAGACACUUUUCUCCCCCGCUUGGGAAAAACGUGCUGUUUGCAAGACCAAAACUGGAAGGGGAGUUAUGCCUCAGCUUCUGCCCAGCCAAUGCUGGGCACGGGGUACCUGGUGCAGGGCACCUGGCCCACUAGUUAACACCUUCUGCCAGACCUGGGCAUCACUUAGACAUUUCCGUUGACCCGCACUGAUAACACUAAGCUCAGGAACCCAGACCUCAGCCUCCCCUUCCUGUCUGGCUGUUCCAGUUGGGGAAGAGUUAGGGGAAAGGCAAAGCCUUGGAUAGCUUUGGCCCUUCUGCCCAUUCCCAGUAUGGUCUGGCUGGAGAAUGCAACUCUGAAGAGGGAGAGAGCAAGAGAGAAGGAGUUGAACAGGACAGAGAUAUGUGUCGCACACCCCCAAACUCCUUAUCCAUCAAUGCAUCUAAGCACCCGCUCUAACUGAGGGGUGAAGCCACACAUCUAGUUCCUCCAGAGAGCAAGGAACGCCUCUUAAGAGGAACCAAAGGAAUUGAUUUUGAAGAUCUCCAUGGAGCAGAUUUUUAGAGCUUCGAGAUUCUGGUCUCUUUGCCCUUUCUUAUGAACUCUCUUCUUUCUCUUCCUCCACCUGAUGCAUCAGAAUUCCCUCACUCAGCUUAGCAACAAGAUUUUCCUCUCAAACAAGGACAGGGGCUUAUAAAAACCAAUUGACCCCAAAGCGAAAGACCAGAGCCCUCUUUCCCUCCCUCCUCUGCCCCCUCACCCCGUGCCCCCCACCCCAUCAUGGGUACCAUUUCUUUCGAGCUUUAGCAAUGGUGAAUUGAUCAUAAAUGGCCCAAGGUGAUCUUUGUGCAAUUAACCUUGCCCCCAAAGCCUUGGUCAGGGUCCAGUGUGAACAGAAGCAAGAGCCUCUCUUCGAAGGAGAUUGGAGAGGGGAGGGGGGACUGGAGGGAAAGGAAGGGGGACUUUAUAGGUGCAGGAGAUCUGACCUCACAGAACUGAGCUGAGAGGGUGCUGGGACAGCAAGAUGGUGGAGAGGGGAAAAAUUAAACAUACAGAUAACUGCAUGGUGCUUUAACAGGAACUCAUGUGACCUAGCUCAAGCUAUCAGCUACAGGCUGAUAAGUGCAUGGCAGAUUAUAACUGGCUCUACCUUUUCCCCCAACCCCUCCUCUUAAAAAAAAAAGAUUAUAAAAAAGUAAAAAAAUCCAUGUUUCCUAAUUUGCACGAAAUUUUUUACCACAUGAUGUGCCUUGCCUUCUGAGAAUAAGUAUUAACUUUAAUGAUAUCACCGCACAGAAAUAGCUGCAUGCACUGGCUCGUGUAGUUAAACAAAAAAAUUGAAAAGGGGGACGUAUUUCCAUUUGUGAAACCAUUCAGCAUUUAGACCUCUGUUUCCGUUGAGCCCUCAGAGGGGCCUUCUGUACCAUCUGUCUUGGUCACUUUCCUUUUCCCCUUGCCUUCUUCCCUCCCCUGAAGCAAAAAUUUCCGAGGCUUAGGCGGGCAUUUUGAAAACAGAAGUCACAGCCCUCCUGUGGAAUCUCGAACACCUGGACUUUAACUGUCCCUAAAGCCAUCAAAACUGCCAUUUGUUCAGACACAAAUGUGAUGCCCCACCAAAUUGGGAAGCCCACACCCAGAGCAUCUCUGUAGGGCUCAGAUUGGUGCUGGGAGCCCAUGACCAAGAGAGACGGCCUUUCUUCUCUCUUCCUGCCCCUGUCCAACCCUGGCCCUGGGUCUUGCCAAAAUGGACAGUGGGCUACCCCUCCCAUGAGUCUUUAUGUCAAGUCUUCGAAACCAUCUGUUGAUGGAUUCUUCUUUUUCUCUUCUAACUGACAACCUCCCCUUGUUACAUGUCUUCCAGCUGUUAAUGCGAAAUGCAUCCGGAAUGAGAAAUAUGCAAUACCUGUUUUGUCUAUAUCAAUAGGUCUUUUAGCUAAGAUUCUCGAUGACUAACUGAUCUGAAGCAGGAGGGGAGCAUGGGUGUGGGUGGGGGGGGAGCGGGGCGGGGGCGGAAAGUUUGUUGCUUCAUUUUGAUGGACGGAUGAAUAUGGAUGUUGAUGAUUUACAUUUUUUAAACUUGACCAAAGUUAGACAACUGUAGUGUGCGUGCGCUGUAACAUCUUCCCAUCCCUGCCAGAGGAACAUGGGGGAAUCUGGGCUUCCUGGAUUAUUCUUAACAAUGCUUUCUUUCCUCUUUGUAAGGGAGCAGGGCAAGAGUUUGGGGUGAAAGGUCAGAUUCUUCGACCUCCGCUGUGAAGGGCAAGCUCCCAUCCUCUUCCCUCCAUCCCUAAGUGCCCUCCCUCCCCCCCCCCCCGGUUUUGGAGGGGAGGGAGCAACAGCCUAUCCUCUGUCCUCUAAAGCCAGACAAUUGCCCUCCUCCACCCAAUGAUCAGUUAAUGACCUUGUUUUUAAAGGACACUCAUCUCACCCCAUAGAUCUUUCUAUCUUUCAUGCACUUUCUUGUGGGGGGAGGGGCGGGGGAAAACGGCGGGGGUGGGGGGACGGACACAGUCCUGUAGGCCAAGCCAGAGGCUGCAGCAUGGUCUUAGUGUCUCAUGGUUCAGGUGGUCAGAGCUGAGCAUUUUGGAGCAGAAGGUGGGGGAGAAAAAGAGAACAAAAGACUAUGGGGAAGAGGAACGAGGGCAGGGGGAGUUGCAGGGGGCUCCCCUCUGUCACUUCAGCCCCCUCAGACCAGUUAGAUAGGCGGGGGCCAUGUGAGGGGUUCUUUAGAGCCCAAGUUAGAAGGGAGAGAGAGAGGGGUAGGAGCUAGUUGGGACACUGAAAACAAACCACAUCUUUAAGCAUCAGUCCACAAGUCACAGGAGAAAAGCAUCAAAGGCUCGGGGGCCCUUAGCAGAGGAGGGCUCCUCCUCGGUGGUGAGGCGGAAGGAGGGGCCCAUGAUAUUGGAGAAGACGACCAUGUUUUGAUUCCUACCCCUUGGCCCCGGGUCUGAACACUUGACAGUUUUCAUACUAUAGAGAGAUGCUGGGAGGUUCCCCUUUAAGGGUCAUCAGGCCCUUGACCCAGUCCAGACAAACAGGGGUCACUCCUGUUCUUAAAGACCUUUGGAGACAGGAGAGAGAAGCCUCUUGAACAAGGAGCCUGAGGUACCACUUCCCCAUAAUCUCCCGCCCUUUUUCCUCAUCCCAUCCUCAAGAAGCCCCCGGGCAGAGGGUGGUGGUGUGUUUUUCUGCCAGAACAAUGCAAAAUGCUGGUAGCUUUAGUUUUUAUUUUGUUUAAGAAAAUAAGGAAAAGAGAAAAAGCAAAAAAAAGGCAAAACCCAUCAUCCUUUUUAACAUGUGUAAGGAAAAAAAGUGUUUUUCUAAAAAAAAAAAAAAACUAACAAAACAAAAACAGCUACUGACCACCCCGCAAGAGGGCAGUAGUUGGGAUUCUGACAGGUUCCUCUUCCAGUGGGGAAGCAUUUCCCUUCAGGAACCCUCCACAUCCCACCCAACCCCCUCAGCCCCCUCCACCCCCCACCCCCAGCCCCCAACCCUCCUCAGUGCAAGAGGGAGGGUUGCCUAGGCAGCCCAUAUCUCAAGUGGCUUGUUUUGAACCAGGGAAGCCAAAGGAAAGACAAGAGGACUGAACCUCUCUUUCAUUGGCAGAAACCAUCCCGGGAAGGCUCUCUCCCCUCAACCAGGAAUCUUAGGCAGAUCCCUGAUGCCGAGCCGGGAGUAGACAGGGAGGUUAUACAGGUGAAAGGAAACUGGAAGACGGACCCGCUGACCCAGACCCUUUGGUGUCGCUGAGAGCAGUCUCCGGCGCCAGACCUCCCAACCUUCUAGCCCCUCUCCGCCCCCUGGCCAGAUAACAAGGGCAACCAGGGAGACCGUGAGCCAUCCACACACCCCAGGCAGACCCCCUCAAGAUCCACAUACCUUCCAGAUGAAAGCACUUAGAUUUUUGACUGUCGAUUGGCAGAGACGACAGCAAAAAGCCAAACCUAACCCCCAUGCACCCUUGCACCUUGGACAACCAGAUUCACCCCUUCAGACAUGAGUUGCUUCUUGGCUCAGCACUCCGGUCCCCUGCUAUCUGGGUAGGGAGCGGAAAGAGGAAGAAUGGGCUACCCUGGGUCUAGUUCUUCCAAAGAAAAGCCUGCAGGUCCUCAUCCCCAUCUUGCCGGCCUUGGGCUCCAUUCCUUCUCCCUGCUUCUGCCCGCAUCUGAGACCCUGGGAGAUUCCCCCGCCCCCAACCCUGGGUCCGGUGGCUUGAGUCCUUCGAGCAGGUCAGUUAAUGAGAGAAGUUGGUCUUUUUCCUUCUUCCUCGUUCCCUGGAGAAGUUUGCACUGUACCACCUGUACCCGCUUUUCCUUUCCGUAGCUCCAGAGCCUCUGGUCUCAGGGAGGAAGAGGGAGAAAUGGUGGGGGGGGGGGGGUGCCUGGGUGCUGCCUAGCCCCAGCACUCUGGAUGAGCCAGGCAAAGGGGGUGGCCAGAGCAGAAGGGUCGGAUAAUUCCUAAGGGACUGACGCCACCACCUCCUGCCGCUGCCCCCUUCCCCCGCCCCCCACUUCUCACUUGGAAGAAGUCUGCAAAAAUAAAAAUUCCUUUCCUGGAGGGGAGGAGGGAUCAGAUCCCCCUUCACCUGGCUCCCAGGCUCCAGGGGAAUAUGCAAAUGCC